This is a messenger RNA of Emiliania huxleyi CCMP1516, 1715 nucleotides long. RefSeq lists its product as hypothetical. Gene Ontology annotation, molecular function: ATP binding; RNA binding; RNA helicase activity. The transcript has 15 exons. Gene Ontology annotation, cellular component: nucleus; ribonucleoprotein complex; cytoplasm. The record is from RefSeq and is a predicted model, not a curated record. Lineage: Eukaryota; Haptophyta; Isochrysidales; Noelaerhabdaceae. Bases 14 to 1522 code for a protein of 502 amino acids.
UCCUCUCUCCUAGAUGGCUUGGCGCCUCGGCAAGAGCUCCGCGCUCCAUGCCGCCGCCGGGCCGUCGAGCGACACAACGCAGCAGCCGCCGCUGCCCUUCGUGACUCGCGACUACUACCUCGAGCACCCUGCCGUCGCAGCGCUGACGGAGCAGCAGGUGGAGGCCGAGCGGAAGCGGCUCGGCGUCGUCGUCCACGGCGAGGACGUGCCGAAGCCGGUCGGCAGCUUUGUGCAGGCGUCGCUGCCUGAGCACGUGCUCGGCACGCUGCGCGCCGCCGGCUACGACUCGCCCACGCCUAUCCAGCGCCAGGCCUGGCCGAUCGCCAUGAGCGGGCGGGAUGUGGUCGGCCUGGCGGAGACGGGCUCCGGCAAGACGCUCGCCUACCUCCUCCCCGCCCUCGUGCACGCAAGCGCACAGCCGCCGCUCAAGGAGGGGGAGGGCCCGCUCUGCCUCGUUCUCGCCCCGACACGCGAGCUCGCCUGCCAGAUCGAGAGCGAGGCCGCCCGCUUCGGCGCUCCGUGCGGCGUCCGCACCGCCGCAGUCUACGGCGGCGUGCCGAAGGCGGAGCAGGUGGCGCUGCUGCGCAAGGCGCCGGAGCUCCUCGUGGCCACGCCAGGCCGGCUGAAUGAGCUGCUCUCCAAGAAGAAGACGGAGCUGACUCGCUGCGCCUUGCUAGCGCUCGACGAGGCGGAUCGGACGCUCGACCUCGGCUUCGAGCCUCAGAUCUCUGCGAUCCUGGGCCACAUGCGGCACGACAGGCAGAGCUUGCUCUUCUCCGCGACGUGGCCGGCCGAGGUGCAGACGCUGGCGGGGCGGCUCAUCGCGCCGUCGCACGUCAUCGUGGAGGUCGGUGGAGCACUCGCCACCUCCGGCCGCGCCACUCUGUCCGUCGAGCAGCUGUUGGCAGUGGGCAUUUCUGAUGAAUUGCGGCUGUCAAUAGGCCGCGCCGCCCUGCCCAUCGACCAUCCGUCGACACGCCGCGCCAACACCUCCAUCGAGCAGCGCGUGCUGCUCUGCGACGACGCGGGCAAGAUGGAGGCGCUGCUGACGCUGCUCGAGGAGGUUGUGGAUGGCUCGCGCCUGCUGCUCUUCACGUCGUCCAAGCGGCGCUGCGACGAGCUGACCAAGGAGCUGAGGCUCGACGGGUGGCCGGCUCUCGCGCUGCACGGCGACAAGCCGCAGGAGGAGCGCGACUGGGUGCUGCAGCAGUUCCGCUCGGCGGAGCACCCGCUGCUCGUUGCGACGGAUGUGGCGCAGCGCGGCCUCGACGUCAAAGGCGUCGCCGCGGUGAUCAACGUCGACUGCCCGGAGACGUCCGAGGCGUACGUCCACCGCAUCGGACGCACCGGCCGCGCCGGCGAGGUCGGCCGCGCCUACACGCUGGUCACGCCGGCCGACGCGCGCAUGUGCGACGACUUGGUGCAGGUGCUGCGCGACGCAAAGCAGGAGGUGCCGCCGGAGCUGCUGCGGCUCGCGGCGGAGGGGCGGGCGGCGAGGUACAAGCGGUACAAGUACAGCUGAUGCACACAGAGGAUGCAACGCCGAUCUGAGACUGAAAAAAACGCGCGUUGCAAGUCUGACUAGUCAAUCAAUGUAUGUCUGUCCGUUCUCGAUUGUCAGUGCGUGUGAUUUUCGGCUUGGGCCUCUUAACUUUCUCUUCCUGCCCCGCGGGGGGAGAGAAAUCUCUGCACUCCUGGCGGCAGGAAGUACAGCU